GAAGGUGGACGUGGACAACUGCCAGUUCGAGCUCUCGCUUCCUGGCCUGUCGGCGCUGGUGGCGGGCCGGGGGCGGCGCAUCGCCGACUUCCGGGAGGGCGACGUCGUGAGCGGCACCGUCGUCUUCCGGGGCGACGGCCGCACGUAUCCGACGGGCCCGUUGUCCACCACCACCACCAUAAGUUGGCCCGUCAGCAUCUGGACUUCGGGGUGGCGGGGUGGCGCGCCGUGCUCCCGCACAACCGCGCGCCGAACGCCCCGCUCCGGGCCAGCCGGGUCGUGGAGGGCCUCCGCAUCGAGAAGGUUGUGGCAAGAAGCAGGCUCUGCCUCGUGUCGGCCGCUCCGGAGCUGGCCGCCCUGAAGCCGGCCGCUCUGGAGCCAGCCGCCUCGAAAUCGGCAGCGGACGCCUCGAAGCCGGCCGAUUCGAAGCCGGCCGCCCCGAAGUCGGCCGCCUCGAAGUCGGCCGCUUCGAGGCCUGCCGCCUCCGAGUCGGCCGCGGGCGCGAUACCGCACACGGUCCUGGAGGCGAGGCGGAUGCGCGUGGCGGAGCUCCGCGCGGCCCUGAGCGCCGCCGGCCUGCCGGCCAGCGGCCUCCGGCCGGAGCUGGCGGCCCGCCUGGUGGACGCGAUAAGAGCCGGCGCAGCCGGCGUGCGCUCGGCGCCCCGAGUCGCCCGAA
Molecule: messenger RNA, 676 nt
Organism: Prorocentrum cordatum
Lineage: Eukaryota; Dinophyceae; Prorocentrales; Prorocentraceae
Source: the annotation of a GenBank genome assembly